CACCGUCCUGCUCCCCGCUCACUCCUCGCCGUAUAUCUGUAGAUGACCCUCUUCCGUUCCUCUCUGCGUCUCCGUCUCCCGGUCACACUCCUCUCCCCACCUCCAAUCCACAAACACAGCCGACUUUUCUCUGCAAGCCACCGAUUGUUUACCGCCGCCGAGAUGCCAGUGGACACGUCGCAGCGUUUGGCGAAGCUGAGGGAGUUGAUGAAGGAGCGGCAUGUUGAUGUGUACCUCAUCCCAUCCGAAGACAGCCAUCAGUCAGAAUACAUUGCACCAUGCGACGCUCGUCGAGCAUUCAUCUCCGGCUUUACCGGUUCUGCAGGAUGUGCCAUCGUCUCCAUGUCCAAGGCUGCCCUCUCCACCGAUGGGAGAUACUUCAACCAAGCCGCCAAACAGCUCGAUGAGAAUUGGCUCCUGCUAAAGCGUGGAAUGGAAAACGUCCCCACCUGGCAAGAAUGGACCGCUGAACAGGCAGAAGGAGGCAAAGUUGUCGGCGUUGACCCGUCGCUCAUUACAGCGGCCGAGGCACGCAAGCUUUCUGAUACGAUCAAAAACACCGGUGGAUCCCUCGUUGGUGUCCCAGACAACUUGGUUGAUCUUGUAUGGGGAGGAGACCGACCCGCCCGCCCAAGGGAGAAGGUCAUGGUCCAUCCUAUAGAGUUCGCUGGGCAGUCAUUCGAAGAGAAGAUCACAGACUUGCGAAAGGAGCUCACCAAGAAGAAGAGGGCCGGCAUGGUCAUAUCGAUGCUUGAUGAGAUUGCGUGGCUUUACAACUUGCGAGGCGCUGAUAUCCCAUUCAACCCCGUCUUUUUCGCAUACGCAAUCGUUACUCAUUCCACGGCCGAGCUCUUUGUUGAUGAAGCUAAAUUGACCCAAGCGGUCAAGGAGCACCUUGGGGAUAAAGUCGCUUUGCGACCUUACGAAUCCAUCUUUGAGUCCCUAAAACUGCUCAGCCAGGCAGCGGCCAGCAACGGUGAUGAAGGCCACCAGAAAUUCCUGCUGUCUGACAAGGCUUCCUGGUCUCUUAACCUGGCUCUGGGAGGGGAGGAGAAGGUCGAAGAGGUCCGGAGUCCCAUCGCCGAUGCCAAGGCCGUCAAGAAUGCCGUCGAGCUCGAAGGAACGAGGGCAUGCCAUAUCCGUGAUGGAGCCGCUCUGACGGAGUACUUUGCCUGGCUUGAGAACGAGCUGAUUAACAAAAAGACUGUGCUCAACGAGGUUGAUGCCUCUGAUAAAUUGGCACAAAUCCGCUCCAAGCAUAAGGAUUUUGUCGGCCUCUCCUUUGACACCAUCUCCUCUACCGGACCAAAUGCUGCUAUCAUCCACUACCGAGCCGAGAGGGGUAAUUGCCCAAAUAUUGACCCCAAUGCUGUUUAUCUUUGCGAUUCAGGUGCGCAGUACCUCGAUGGGACAACUGACACCACCCGCACUCUUCACUUCGGCAAGCCAACGGAGAUGGAGAAGAAGGCAUAUACGCUCGUCCUCAAGGGUCUGAUCAGCAUCGAUACUGCUGUUUUCCCCAAGGGCACCACCGGAUAUGCGAUAGAUGCUUUCGCCAGGCAGCAUCUGUGGCGGAAUGGAUUGGACUAUCUGCACGGUACUGGCCACGGAGUUGGCUCAUACCUGAAUGUCCAUGAGGGACCAAUGGGCAUUGGCACGCGAGUCCAGUAUGCAGAAACUCCCAUCACCGCGGGCAACGUCUUAUCUGAUGAACCUGGUUACUACGAAGAUGGCAAUUUCGGCAUCCGAAUUGAAAAUAUCGUUGUGGCCAAGGAGGUCAAAACCCCGCAUAAGUUCGGGGAUAAGCCAUGGAUUGGAUUCGAGCAUGUCACUAUGACACCUCUCUGUCAAAACUUGAUGGACACUUCUUUGCUGACGGCAGAGGAGAAGAAGUGGGUGAAUGACUACCACACUGAAGUCUGGGAGAAGACCAAGGGAUUCUUCAACAACGAUGAGUUGACAAGGAAUUGGCUGAAGCGGGAGACACAGCCGAUUUAA
Messenger RNA from Coccidioides posadasii C735 delta SOWgp, 1998 nucleotides. RefSeq lists its product as uncharacterized. Lineage: Eukaryota; Fungi; Ascomycota; Eurotiomycetes; Onygenales; Onygenaceae. Gene Ontology annotation, molecular function: metalloaminopeptidase activity. The record is from RefSeq and is a predicted model, not a curated record.